This is a messenger RNA of Benincasa hispida (wax gourd), 1005 nucleotides long. Its product is annotated as cryptic loci regulator. Lineage: Eukaryota; Viridiplantae; Streptophyta; Magnoliopsida; Cucurbitales; Cucurbitaceae. The record is from RefSeq and is a predicted model, not a curated record.
AAUUGGAGGCCCAUAAACAACUAAUUGGGCUUUAGGCCCAAAUAGCCGACGCGCGCGCUCUUAGACGCCAACAAAUUUCAGCAGAUUUCGAAAUUUGAGGGAAAUUGAAAUCGAAAUCGAAACUGAUAGAUAGGCGCUUGUUCUUUCUCUUCUCUUUGUUCGUUUCUUGCUCGAUUUGGUUUUUCAUGGAGUCAAUUGCAGCAGCCGUAGCGACAGUCUCUCUAGAAGAAGACGAUUGGGAGCUUUGCAACGAUGAUGGCUUCGUCUAUAAGCGGAAAAGGCGCCGGCUCGACCCAGCGGAAGCCGUCGCAGCUCGCUCGUCGGUGGCUCAGGCCGUGGACCUUGAGGCGGAGGAGAAUCGGCGACGAGAGGGCAGGAGGAAGACGUUGUUGAAGGUUAGAGCAAAGUACCAGAGAGAAAUGGAGCAGUGGGAGGUUUUGUCGGGCAAUUUGCGGGAGAUGGAGGAGAGGACUCGGAAGUUGCAGGAACAGUACCGACGGGAUGGGGAAGAAGGAACGGCGUCGCUUCUUGAAGCUUCCUCGUUGACUGUAGUUCGGGAGAAGGAGGUUUCUUGCGCGUCAAUGGUGGACGAUCUUCUCUCUCAGGUGGAAGCUCAGGAAGCCAUCAUUCACAAUGUUUCAAGGUUUUGUGAUAUAGCUGAAGCAUUGUGCCAGACGGAAGAAGACCGAUUCAAACAGUGUUUAAUCGAUCUUCCCAUUUGGAGUUCACCUCGCGAGCUCAUGGCCUCAUUGUGCGACGAGUAACUAUGCAGACAACGCAGAAAAACAGAAAACUGGGGACCUUCCAUUUGUAAGAUCUUGCAGUGUAAAAUCUGAUUUAAAUCCUAUGAAAUCACCAAAAUGUAGCCUACUUGUGGAGAUCACAUUGAUGGUGAACCUUUUAAGUGUGUGCCUCUCCCCCAUUACUCAUCAUGCUCGAUGACUUGGUCAAUUGUCGAUAUUCCAACAAUCUCAAUUUGUAGAAAUGUCGAUGAAAAUAUUGACA